AUGCUAAGAUUUCAAGUAAGAUUAUAUGAAACAAAUUCAACAGAAGAAGUUAUUGAUAUAUUACCAGAUUCAUCAGGUGAAACAUAUGAAAAAUUUAUACAAGUAGCACUCAUCAAAUACCCUUCAUCAUCUACACUCAUUGAGGAAGUUACAAAUUAUGUAAAAUCAAGCUCAUUAUUUGAAGAAUCCAUAUAUUCAUAUAAGUACAAGUUAGAUAAACUCAUAGAAGAAGGAAAAUACAAUGAAGCUUUAUCAGUAUACGAACAAAGUGUGCAAUCUCACGUUCCAUGGUCCAGCAAUAAUAAAGAUCCAAUGAUUUAUAAAACUUUGAAUGACUUGAUUCAACUCAUUGCUAAAAAUUUUCCAAUUAAAGAAAGUUUCAUAUUGUUUCAAAAGAUUAAAACUCAAUUACAAUCCGAGAUCAAUAUUGAUAGUUUAAAUGUCCUUACUCCCGAAAUUUUAAAUCAUAAUUUAGUAGCUGAUAUAAUUGAAAUGUUGAAACGUGAAUUACCUAAAAUUCCAUCAAACAAAGCCAAUAAAUUACCGAUAGACAAACCAUACGGGUACAAAUAUAAACAAUUGUUUGACACUUUAUAUACUUAUGCAAUCGAAUCGACUCAUGAUUCAUCAAUAUUAGCAAAAUGGUCGUUAUUUGAUACACUUUAUUCAUAUUUUGUCAUUCCACAAAGUUAUAUUUUACCAGCAAUGAAAUUCUUUUGUGAUAAUAAAAGAUGGAAUGCAGCAUUAAUUAUUUUUCAAAAACAAAUUGAAUUGCAUGAAUUACAUGGAGAUCAUAAUUUCAAUCCACCAAAUGAGGCUAUGUACAAAUAUUUAAUUGAUGAAUUUGGGAAUAAUUUGUAUGAGUAUGGUGUUAUUGAAAUACAUGAUUAUUUAAAAACAGAUUUGAAUUUAUUAUCACAAGAUUCGGAAUUACAACACCUGCUAAUGAAAUCAUAUUGUAAUCUACAAAAUGUAAGUAAAGUAAGAGAUCUAUUUUUGAUCCUAAAUUCACAAGGUAGAAUCACGAAUGAAAGUGCUGCUAUAAUGUUAAAAGCAUAUACUUACAACGAUUUAAUAUAUGUGGAAAAAUUUUGGAAUAAUUUGAGUAUGUUUGGAAUUAUACCCGAUGAAACACUAGUUAAACAAUAUUUAAUUGCUUAUUCAUAUCAUGGAGAUGUUAAAAAGUGUACUCAACUAAUUGAAAAUAUCGAGGAAGAUUAUGAAGUGAAGUUAGAUGAAAUGAUGGUAUUAGAUAUUUAUAACUUUUGUUAUAAAACAGAUGCACAACAAAAAUUCAAGACAUAUUUUGAAGCAAAUUAUCCUGAUUUAUGGAACAAAUGUAUUGAAUCUGGUAAGUUAGUCACUAAUGAGGGUUAUUUACCUGAUGGUGAUGCAUUAGGUGAUAAAGAGACAAAGUUAAUAGAAUAA
Messenger RNA from Insectozyma verbasci, 1428 nucleotides. Lineage: Eukaryota; Fungi; Ascomycota; Pichiomycetes; Serinales; Debaryomycetaceae. The record is from the annotation of a GenBank genome assembly.